CGAGUUGUAAUUGUUUGCAAACGAGCAGGUGUUCGUUACGUUAGUUUUGCAAUUACUCCAAAACAAUAACCUAUGAAUAAGUGUACUUUGGAUGACUUAUAAAACUGGAUCAAUUAAACGUUGAGGUGUUUUCUAAAGUGUUUGUCGAAUAAUAAUUAACGUAGUACAAAUUUGAUUACGUUGCCGCCUAAUAAAUUUUAAUUGCAAUUAAACUGAAGAAGUAUAACUGACGUUUGUCCUCGGGGUCGAUCGGUAGUUCACGAAGUGAGUGUGGAAAAAUGGCAUCGGAGGGUAAGCUGAGCGAAGAGUUUGGGCGUACAGAUUCAUACCGUGUAGCUACGAUUCCGGCCAAUUAUGACGACAACAAAACAGCAGACGGUAGAUCAAAGUCACGUAGAAAGAACGCUAAGAAGCAACGAAAGGCUGAUGACCUAGACGACUUAAAACAAGAAUUAGAUAUCGACUAUCACAAGAUUUCACCAGAAGAAUUAUAUCAACGAUUUCAAACACAUCCGGAAAAUGGUCUUAGUCAUGCGAAAGCAAAAGAAAAUUUGGAAAGGGACGGACCCAAUGCCCUUACACCACCAAAAACAAUACCUGAAUGGGUUAAAUUUUGUAAAAAUUUAUUCGGAGGCUUUGCUCUCCUUCUCUGGGUGGGUUCAAUUUUAUGUUUCAUUGCCUAUUCCAUCCAAGCCACUAGUGUGGAGGAACCAAUUGAUGAUAAUCUUUACCUUGGUAUUGUCUUAGCAGCUGUUGUUAUCGUUACAGGUAUAUUUUCAUAUUAUCAAGAAAGCAAAAGUUCUAAGAUUAUGGAAUCUUUCAAGAACAUGGUACCUCAAUUUGCGACCGUCAUAAGAGAAGGCGAAAAACUUACUCUCAGAGCCGAAGACUUGGUCUUGGGAGAUGUUGUGGAAGUGAAAUUUGGCGACAGAAUUCCAGCAGAUAUCCGAAUUAUCGAAUCGCGAGGUUUAAAAGUUGACAAUUCCUCACUGACUGGCGAAUCAGAACCUCAAAGUCGGAGUCCAGAGUUCACGCACGAUAAUCCAUUAGAAACGAAAAAUUUAGCGUUUUUCUCGACUAAUGCUGUGGAAGGCACUGCCAAAGGUGUUGUUAUCAGUUGUGGAGACAAUACAGUAAUGGGAAGGAUCGCUGGUCUCGCUUCGGGACUCGAUACCGGCGAAACCCCCAUCGCUAAAGAAAUUCAUCAUUUCAUUCAUAUUAUCACUGGCGUAGCUGUGUUUCUAGGUGUAACAUUCUUUAUCAUUGCUCUAGUUCUUAAAUAUUUCUGGUUGGAUGCUGUAAUAUUCUUGAUCGGUAUUAUAGUAGCGAACGUACCAGAAGGUCUAUUAGCUACAGUAACUGUAUGUUUAACGUUAACGGCCAAAAGAAUGGCUUCUAAGAACUGCCUUGUCAAAAACUUGGAAGCUGUCGAAACGCUGGGUUCUACCAGCACCAUCUGCUCAGACAAGACUGGUACUCUUACUCAAAACCGUAUGACUGUCGCGCACAUGUGGUUCGAUAACCAAAUUAUAGAGGCGGAUACAACUGAAGAUCAAUCCGGUGUUCAAUACGAUCGCACGAGUCCCGGAUUUAAAGCCCUGGCGCGUAUCGCGAGUUUGUGUAAUCGUGCCGAAUUUAAAGGCGGCCAAGACGGUGUACCAAUUUUGAAAAAGGAAGUGAACGGUGAUGCAUCCGAAGCCGCGUUGCUGAAGUGUAUGGAACUUGCGCUGGGCGACAUUCUGGGUAUUAGGCGCAAAAACAAGAAAGUGUGCGAAAUUCCCUUCAAUUCCACAAAUAAGUAUCAAGUAUCUAUCCACGAGAAUGAAGAUCCCAAUGAUCCCAGACAUGUUUUGGUAAUGAAGGGGGCACCCGAACGUAUACUUGAACGAUGCGCAACCAUUUUCAUAGGAGGCAAAGAAAAAGUUCUUGACGAGGAAAUGAAGGAAGCUUUCAAUAACGCCUAUUUAGAAUUAGGAGGGUUGGGUGAACGAGUUUUAGGAUUCUGUGAUUUUAUGCUUCCCACUGAUAAGUACCCUACCGGAUUUAAAUUUAACGCUGACGAUCCCAACUUUCCAUUGGAAGGCUUACGAUUUGUUGGAUUAAUGUCUAUGAUUGAUCCUCCACGUGCCGCCGUGCCCGAUGCAGUUGCCAAGUGCAGAAGUGCCGGUAUCAAGGUCAUUAUGGUCACCGGUGAUCAUCCAAUUACAGCAAAGGCUAUUGCAAAAUCGGUCGGUAUUAUUUCCGAAGGCAACGAAACUGUAGAAGAUAUUGCCCAACGAUUAAACAUUCCAGUAUCCGAAGUGAAUCCGCGCGAAGCUAAAGCCGCCGUUAUUCACGGAAGCGACUUGAGAGACUUAUCUUCGGAUCAACUUGAUGAAGUAUUACGAUAUCAUACCGAAAUUGUAUUUGCCAGAACUUCCCCCCAACAGAAACUGAUUAUUGUUGAAGGUUGUCAACGUAUGGGAGCCAUUGUAGCAGUAACAGGUGAUGGUGUAAACGAUUCUCCUGCAUUGAAGAAAGCCGACAUUGGUGUUGCAAUGGGUAUCGCCGGUUCAGACGUAUCGAAGCAGGCCGCAGACAUGAUCCUUCUAGAUGAUAACUUCGCAUCAAUCGUUACCGGAGUUGAAGAGGGGCGUCUUAUUUUUGACAACCUGAAGAAAUCAAUCGCUUACACGUUAACGUCCAAUAUUCCGGAAAUCUCGCCUUUCCUCGCUUUUAUGUUGUGCGACAUUCCAUUGCCACUCGGAACGGUUACCAUUCUUUGUAUAGAUCUUGGAACCGACAUGCUACCUGCCAUAUCACUGGCUUACGAGGAACCAGAAGCCGAUAUCAUGAAGAGACCUCCCAGAAAUCCGAGGACGGGCAAACUAGUUAAUGAUAGGUUGAUCUCAAUGGCAUACGGACAAAUUGGUAUGAUUCAAGCGGCGGCCGGCUUCUUCGCCUACUUUGUCAUUAUGGCUGAAAAUGGAUUUCUACCUCCGGAACUGUUUGGCAUCAGAAAACAGUGGGAUUCAAAGGCUGUUAAUGAUCUUACGGAUUCCUAUGGCCAAGAAUGGACAUACAAAGACAGAAAAACAUUAGAAUACACAUGUCACACUGCCUUCUUUGUAUCGAUUGUCAUUGUACAAUGGGCCGAUUUAAUCAUCUGCAAAACCAGACGAAAUUCAAUCCUACAUCAGGGCAUGCGUAACUGGGCAUUAAACUUUGGUUUGGUAUUUGAGACCGCUUUAGCCGCAUUUCUUUCCUACACUCCAGGAAUGGACAAGGGAUUGAGGAUGUUCCCUCUCAAAUUUUUAUGGUGGUUACCUGCACUUCCCUUCUCUCUCGCUAUAUUCGUCUAUGAUGAGAUUCGAAGAUUUUAUUUGCGACGCAAUCCUGGUGGAUGGUUAGAACAAGAAACAUACUAUUAAAAUGUGAAUGGGUGCGCACUGCCAUUCAUUGGCCACUACGUGGUCACGGCGCAGUUCACAUUAGUUAUUAUUUCGAUAGGAAAAGAUUUCGUUCCAUCAAAAUCGUGCGCACUACGCUGCGUAUUUGGCUGCUUUACUACGUUCUUUAAGCAUAUAUGAUACAAUAAGGCACAAUCUAAAGUUAAAAACGAUAUCAUUCUCUAUCGAUACAUUGUAUAAAUCCUGUUGCUAAUUCUAGUAAAUUUGCUGCUUACGCAGUUUUAAUAUAAGUAUCAAAAUGCACGCAACCAUGUAUUGGCUUUCGUUUGUAUACAUGUUGUUCCAUUGUUGAAGAAUCUCUUCAUUUAUCCACGACAGUACAUGGUUACCUGCAUAAAUUAGCCAUAAUUUAAUUACCCUUGGGACAGUCUGAAUCUCAAGCAACACACUGUCUAGUGGUCGCAAUAGUGUUUUCAUACAUUCCAGUUGAAAACAGUUGCCUUAGUGCUGUCAGUCUGUUCAGUCCGUUGUUACGAGCCCGACCGGACGUCGCACUGUUCAUUGUUGCGCUUGCGGCCGCCCGGGCUCUCUGCCUCUUUAGAUAGUGUCAAUGUGAAUGAAAGAUAUGUAGUAUUAUUUAGGCUUCAACACUUAGGUUAGCUAGAGUUGUAACUGUGUUGUUAUAUCGUGUUAAGUGUAAUACAGGUCGUGCUCAAAUACACAUUUCUAAUCACUGUUAUUAUUAUUUAACAUUUCAUUAUUACAUUAUUUUUUGUAUAUAGUUUCAUACUAUAUUACUGUGCAUGCGAUGGCGCUGACGUGGGUAACAAUAAUAAUAAGAAGAACGUGAGGUGGGGGGGGGGUCCUUUCUAUUUGGUUUGUUGUAUGUCUAUGUCACACUUUCAGAGGUAUGCUUUUGUAGAACACUAUUUUCUUAUAUCCCGAACCAUCGUGCAUUGGUCUGAGACCAAGUUGACCACAAUAUUGUUAUUGUAAAUAUUUUUAAGUGAUCACUCAAUUUGUUUGCUUGGUUUUUCACAUUCAUGUUUAGUAUAUAAUGAAGCUGUAUAAAUUUGGGUUUUAAUAAAAUGGAUGAUAG
This is a messenger RNA of Photinus pyralis (common eastern firefly), 4488 nucleotides long. RefSeq names its product sodium/potassium-transporting ATPase subunit alpha (gene Atpalpha). NCBI's taxonomy places the organism in Eukaryota, Metazoa, Arthropoda, Insecta, Coleoptera, Lampyridae. The record is from RefSeq and is a predicted model, not a curated record. Gene Ontology annotation, molecular function: ATP binding; ATP hydrolysis activity; P-type sodium:potassium-exchanging transporter activity. The transcript is spliced from 11 exons. Gene Ontology annotation, biological process: proton transmembrane transport; sodium ion export across plasma membrane; potassium ion import across plasma membrane. Gene Ontology annotation, cellular component: membrane. Bases 279 to 3410 code for a protein of 1043 amino acids.